AUGGUGAAGUCAACAGGUAUACUGGACAAAUCACUAAGCAAAGGGAAGAAUGAGGUGAGCUUAUCGACGUUUGCUCUCCUUUUUGCAGAGGUUGUAAAGUACGCACAAGAGCGAUCAGAGACUGUGACAGAUAUUCAUGACAGACUCGCCUCCUAUGGAAAAAUUGUUGGAAUUCGACUUUUGGACGUGAUAACAUUACGUGAGAAAGGAUAUCGCAGGGAGACCAAGCUUCUUGGAAUGUUGAUGUUUAUAAAGUCAUCUAUAUGGAAAAAUUUAUUCGGGAAAGAGGCGGACAAAUUGGAGCGUUCUAACGAUGACCAGUGUACAUAUCUGCUAAUUGAAAAGGAGCCUGUCGUAAACACCUUUAUAUCUGUGCCAAAGGAUAAAGGCAUGUUGAAUUGUGCAGCGUUUGUUGCAGGGAUUAUUCAAGCGAUGCUAGAGGCAAGUAAUUUCCCUUGUCAGGUUUCGGCUCACUGGUGGAAUAUUGGAACCGCCUAUGUAAUUCGGUUUGAGGAGAUUGUAAUUUCACGAGAAGCUGCACUAGUAGAUGGGCCUAGAUAG
This is a messenger RNA of Angiostrongylus costaricensis, 561 nucleotides long. NCBI's taxonomy places the organism in Eukaryota, Metazoa, Nematoda, Chromadorea, Rhabditida, Metastrongylidae. The record is from the annotation of a GenBank genome assembly.